AGAAAGUCCGCAGUCUGCUAACUAGUGUGCGUCUUCUGUGAACAUCGGGGAAAAAGGGGGCAAAGGGUUUGGGGAUGGAGGGACGAAGGGUUGUCGUCUCAGCUCUGCAGUUUGCUUGCGUCGAUGACGUCUCUGCUAAUGUUGACAAAGCAGAAAAGCUGGUUAGAGCUGCUCAUGGGAAGGGUGCAAAAAUCAUUCUUAUUCAAGAACUAUUUGAAGGAUACUACUUUUGUCAAGCACAAAGGGAGGACUUUUUUCAUCGAGCCAAGCCUUAUAAAGGUCAUCCUACAAUCUUGAGGAUGCAGAAAAUUGCAAGAGAGUUGGGAAUAGUGAUACCAGUCAGCUUCUUUGAAGAAGCAAACAAUGCCCAUUACAAUUCAAUAGCCAUAAUUGAUGCUGAUGGCACUGACUUGGGACUCUAUAGAAAGUCUCAUAUCCCAGAUGGACCAGGCUACCAGGAAAAGUUCUACUUCAACCCUGGUGAUACUGGCUUUAAGGUUUUCCAAACUAAAUUUGCAAAAAUUGGAGUUGCAAUAUGCUGGGACCAGUGGUUUCCAGAGGCAGCCCGAGUUAUGGUUCUUCAAGGUGCAGAGAUAUUGUUUUACCCUACUGCUAUUGGCUCUGAACCUCAAGAUGACGGGCUUGAUUCUCGUGAUCAUUGGAAGCGGGUAAUGCAAGGGCAUGCUGGAGCUAAUGUGGUACCUCUAGUAGUUUCCAACCGUAUUGGGAAGGAGAUAAUCCAGACAGAGCAUGGAAAUAGUGAAAUCAAAUUCUAUGGCAAUUCAUUUAUUGCAGGACCAACUGGAGAAAUUGUUGCAUCUGCUGACGAUAAAGAGGAAACCAUUCUUGUAGCACAGUUCGAUCUAGAUAAAAUUAAAUCCAAGAGACACAGUUGGGGAGUAUUUCGGGAUCGACGCCCAGAUUUAUACAAAGCGCUUUUGACAUUAGAUGGCAACAAUUGCUCGGCAUGACCAUCACUUGUGUCAUUUGUACUAAUUGUAGAGGGAAGGAAGAAGAACAUGGAGGGGCUGCACAGCAGGCACUCGUCGAUGAGUGCCUUGAGCUCAUUGAUGAGUAGAUAUCGAGAGACAGAAUUUCUCAGAAUUGAAGAUUCAUCGACGAGAGUAUGGACACAUCGACGAGUGGUCUUCUUCGUAUCGUCGACGAAGCCUUGUACUUGUCGACAAGUGUCACUUGGGCCACGAAGAGAAAUUCAAAAUUUGAAUUUGGACGUUAUGGUAGUUGAGUAUUUGGAGGGAAACCUCUGAGAAACUUCUAUUUAUGUAUUUCUGAAUGUAUUUUGUUUAUAGAGAACUUUGUAAAAUUUGUGUAUUGUUGUUCUUCACAUUAUAGUGAAUAUUGAGUGCCAUUUGUUUUAUUCUUAUGCGAUAAAUUGUUGUUUCCCAUC
Molecule: messenger RNA, 1408 nt
Organism: Malania oleifera
Lineage: Eukaryota; Viridiplantae; Streptophyta; Magnoliopsida; Santalales; Ximeniaceae
Product: N-carbamoylputrescine amidase
Exons: 10
Coding region: 75-971 (298 amino acids)
Molecular function (GO): N-carbamoylputrescine amidase activity
Source: RefSeq, a predicted model, not a curated record